AUGGAAGAUAUAAUUAUAUCACUUGAACCAGCAUUUCAUCGUAUUGAAAGAUUUUUAUUAUGGCAUAAUCGAUAUGCAAGUUUAAUUGCAUUUAUUCUUGGUCAUGCUAUGUUUUAUGCUAUAGCACGUGCUGGUUUACGACCAUUUUGUGCUAUUACUAUUGUUUUAAUUAUACUUCAUAUACUUGAUUGUAUAAAAAAGAAACGAUUAGUUGAUGAAGAAAAAAAUCUAUCUGAAUUAACACAACUUGUUUUACGUUCAUAUAGACAUACAUGUCAAACACAUGAAAAAUUAAAUAUAAUUAAAACAGAAAAUCGAACAAAAUAUUCAUUUAUUAUUAUUAUUGUUUGUCUUAUACUUGCAUAUAUUGGUGUAAAACUACAUGGAUUCUAUGUAUCAUAUAUAGUUAUGUUAAUAUUAUUUACAUUACCAGCUAUUGUUUAUCAUAAAUUAAUACCAAAAUUACUUAAACGCGUAGCUCCAGUACUUGAACAACUUGAUCAAUCGAUGGAAUUUAAACGACGUUCAUUAAUUAAUCGUAACGAUCUAUUAGUUAAAAUAAAAACUCCAGGUUCAAAUGAAGAUGAUGAUGAUGAAGUUGUUCAAAAACUUAAAGAACAACAGAAAGAAAAAAUCGAGACAAAAAGACGUUCAACAAUCGUAAAUGAUCGUGAUGACGAUGAUGAUGAUGAUGAAGAAAAUGAAAAGAAAUUAAUCUCAAUACAUAAUCAAAAUAAAACAUUAUCUAGUUCACAUCUUCCAAAACACCGUGAAACAAGUUUUGAUAUGCUUAGUGAUUCAUCAUCGACAGCUGAUGAUGAAAAUGCUCAUAUAAAUGAAUUAUAUGCUAAUAUUGGUAAUAAAAUUGAUGGUAAACAUCGUAUUAAAAUAAAAGGCGAUGAGAUUAAAAUCAAAGGUUAUAUGAAUAAACAACGAUCAAAAUUAGUAAAUACAAUUGUUUAUCAAUCUGGUAAUACAGAUGUGAAUAAUGGACGAAAUUCAAUGGGUGAACCAGAUUUAACAAGUUUUGAUUUUCUCAAUGAUUAUGAUGACAAAUCUUAA
Molecule: messenger RNA, 1062 nt
Organism: Adineta steineri
Lineage: Eukaryota; Metazoa; Rotifera; Eurotatoria; Adinetida; Adinetidae
Source: the annotation of a GenBank genome assembly